Molecule: messenger RNA, 440 nt
Organism: Nilaparvata lugens (brown planthopper)
Lineage: Eukaryota; Metazoa; Arthropoda; Insecta; Hemiptera; Delphacidae
Product: maltase A3-like
Biological process (GO): carbohydrate metabolic process
Source: RefSeq, a predicted model, not a curated record
AAUCAUGUUGACUGAAGCCUACUCGUCUCCCUAUUACUUGAUGCUCUACUACGGCAACGGAACAAACACUGGAGCACACAGUCCGUUCAAUUUCUUCCUGCUGCAACUUUCGCACGAGUCCAAUGCCACAGUCUACGAGAAUUUGAUUUUGGAAUGGAUCGAUAACAUGCCUGAUGAUAGCUGGCCCAACUGGGUGAUAGGUAACCAUGACAACCACAGGGUAGCGACUCGACUGGGUGAAGACAUGGUGGAUGCUAUGGCGAUGCUAUCCAUGCUGCUGCCUGGUACGUCUGUCACCUACCAGGGCGAGGAGCUAGGACAACCUGACACUCUCAUACGGCGAGACCAGAUCAAAGAUCCCAACAACAACGGCUUGGGUGUGCUCGAUGUCAGGGACCCUCAGAGGGGUCCUUUUCUCUGGAACGACUCAGAAAAUGCUG